GCAGUGUCCAAGUCGUCAGGCAUCAUUCAAGCGCACUCAAAUUUUAUGUUGGCUUUAGGAAAGCGCGAAGGGGUGUAGAGGGCAGGUCUUGCAAAAUGGCGCCGGGGCAGACUGCCUCCGCUGCCGAGCCGCCUGCGCUUACUUGGAAACUCAUAGGCGCUGCUGUAUGGCAUGCAGCCGCGAUCGGUUUGGCAAACUCUAUAUUUGCGCUGCUUGCGAUGCCGCCUAGUCUCGGCAGCUUGCUGUAUCGGCCGUCGGGCAUUCUUAUGCACGUGCUGCUGUAUGGGCUGCAACUGACAUCGCUAGUUGGCCAUCGUGCGGUCCUGGCGUCGAACGAGUUCGCGCCGGUGACCUUUCCUAAGCUGGGCAUCCAUGGGCGCACUUGGAUUUCGCUCUUCUUGACACGCGUGGUCGUGCGCGGGCGCACGUGGAGCCACUUCGUGGCGACGUCAAUGUUCUUCGGGCUCAACAUGCUUGGGGGCGCGGCGUACUGCGUGCUCUACGCGCGGCUGAAGGUGGGCCCCGCCGCGACCAGCGCGUGGAGUCUGUGGUUUGGCAUGCUGCUCGGCGUGUGCUACUCGGUCGGCUACCUUGUCAGGGGCUGUGACGUACUCAGCUACCCUGUGCUGCAACGGCACCGCUGGUUCCGCCUGAAGGAGCGCAUACCGUCAGCGGUCCUUACGGCAACGCACAUCACUGCGGCGGCUCUUGGCCUGGCGCUGCUGUUGCGACAGUCGCUGCUUCUGCACCCGCGGCUGCUGUACGGCUGGGGCGUAGCGGCGGGGCUGUGCUCGCUGUGCUGGGCGCUGGGUGGCGCACUACUGCAGCUGGUGUUCACAGAGAGGCUGCAGCUGGCGCGGCCGGGUGACGCCGACGCCAACGCGCCGCUCCUGGCUGAGCUGGCGAGCAGCAACACCAUCAUGCAGGACCUGGCACUGCUGGAUCUGGCGCUUACCACGGAGGGGCAAGGUGGCGACGCUGCCUGGCGGCGCGCGGCGAUUUUCGCCGACGAGAGCGGCAGGGCAGCGUGGGGUCCGGUGGCAGCACUGAUGCUGGGAGAAGUGCGCGACUUCACCACUGCGCUGGCGGCGGCGCUACCUUCAGCGGCAGCGGAGGCGGCAGCGCUGUCCAGGCCAGGGGCAGCUGUGGCGGCUGGCGGGGCGGGAGGCGGGGCUGCAGCUGUACGGUGGAACGUGCUGCGCAUGUCGCCCAGCACCGGUCUGCGCGUCAUCAGCCGAGAGCAGGACCUAGCCGCCUGGAACGUUCGCGCGAAGUACUACAGGGUCGGCUGGUGCCUACGUGGGCUGUGCGGUCUGACAGUGGCGGCGCAGCGUGGCGAGGACCGCUUCGGUGUGGUGCUCCUGUGUGAGCCGGCACUGCCUGACAUAGCACUCACGCUGCUGUCUGCGGUGUUGGUGCUGCAGCACUACACCAAGUUUGUGACAGCCACGCGGUCGCGGCACGCCUCAACAUUGGAGAGGCUCGCGCGGCAGGUGGGGUUGAUGACCACCUCCAUCUCGGGCCGCGUCACCAACGUGACGCUGCAGCCGGUGGACGAGGUGGCGUUUGCGCUGGAGGGCAUGGCGCGCAACGCAGUGAACCGCCUGGCGCUGGCCUACGGCGACAAGCUCAAGGAGUGCGUGCUGCGGGAGGCGCGCGUCAAGCCCGCGUACGGCACACCAACGGAACUGGCAGCGCUGCUGACGUCUGUCCUUGCUUGAUCGCCCUAAGCACUGGCAUCCGUGCAUGAGCUCCUCCUGGCGACUGCAGCGCGGCACCAGUGGCGGCGACGUCUGCGUGGAAGGCAAGGCCAAGCGGAGGAGGCUGUGGUGCAGCCAAGGGCGGAGUAGGCGCGCGGUUGAGGUUGGCCGGUGUCUGUUUAGGUGGGUUAGCAUCCAGCGAGGUACAGCACUUGGGCAACUGGUAACAUCAGCAGUGUGACCAUGUGACGGCAGCGCGACAGUACGCUGUGCCUGGCUGUGCUGGGCCGCUGGAACGAGCGGGCAACGUAGAGCAAUCAUACCAGAUGCACAUAAUAAGUUUUUGAUGAGAUUCCGUCUAUGCUACUGGCCAAUCACUGCGAAGCGUGCCUGGGAAAUGCCUAGGGAGUGCCACAGUGGACAAGAAAGUUGGCUCUCCCUCCCAAGAGAAACGUGGGCGCUCAGCCCAAAAACUGCCCCGUCUUCAAGGAACAAUGUAGCGUUGCGCGGGCUUUAGGGCUGCUCGAUCCGUCUGUAGACGGUACCCACCGUGGCCCGCGGCGGCGCUCAUAUGACUCGGUUGCGGCUAGGGUUGCGGUGUAGGCGCUGCGCGGGGAUUCCCAUCACGCAGUCCGGCCUAGGUCCGAGAUGUGUCUCAUGUGUGGAGCUGUCGGACCGGCGGUUUGUGCAGUGCUAGCCCUCUUAACCGUUGCGGUUGUCGCCUUUCCUAGGCGUAGCACGUGCUAUUUGUUGCUUCAUUGUGUGGGAACGCGGCGAGGGCGAGAUAGGCUCGGAUGCCCUCGCCUCGGAUGCCCCGGUCGGCUGGACAGUGGGCGAGGGUGAGCUGUAAUCAAACACACGUCUG
This is a messenger RNA of Chlamydomonas reinhardtii, 2565 nucleotides long. RefSeq lists its product as uncharacterized. The record is from RefSeq and is a predicted model, not a curated record. The coding region runs from base 96 to 1721 and encodes 541 amino acids. Gene Ontology annotation, cellular component: nuclear pore transmembrane ring. The transcript has 7 exons. Lineage: Eukaryota; Viridiplantae; Chlorophyta; Chlorophyceae; Chlamydomonadales; Chlamydomonadaceae. Gene Ontology annotation, biological process: nuclear pore organization. Gene Ontology annotation, molecular function: protein-macromolecule adaptor activity.